UACAAAGAUAAGAUGAUUCAGGGCUCAAUGAUUAUGCCCUGUGUUAUAUCAUAUGAGGUUAAAAAGAGCCAACCAUCCCCCCAGGCCCCUUCUUUUCUAAACCCCGCCAUUUGAUGUUUGAGAAAAAGUGUUUAUUCGAAGUGUUUUGAGGAGAGAAGCAUCUAUGCGUUUUCUUCUUGCGUAGGUCUCUCUUCUGCUGCUCUCUGUCUCAAAUCAUAUGGCAAAACCAGCACCUUUGUUUACUGUAAUAGACACUCCCUUCUCUUUAGUUUAAAGACUGGUUUUUGUUUUUUUGGGGCCAUAGAACCAAGCUUUGCCAUUGUUGAUCAAUGACUAAAGGAUUCGUGUUCUUCCUUUCUCUGUUUCUUUGUUCACAAUUUUUGUCCCAAGCCGAAAAGAAUCAAGCUGAGAUCCAAGCCUUGACAUCUUUCAAGCUUAAUCUUUUUGACCCACUUGGAGCUUUAAAUGGGUGGGAUCCAUCAACAACUGCGGCUCCGUGCGACUGGCGUGGAGUUACAUGUUCCAACAACCGAGUCACCGGGCUACGUCUACCUAUGCUUCAACUCAGUGGACGACUCACUGACCGUCUUUCUGAUCUCAAGUUUCUUACCAAACUCAGCCUCCGUUCUAACUCCUUCAAUGGCAGCAUACCGUCCACUCUGUCGCAAUGCAAGCUUCUACGCUCUGUUUUCUUGCAGUACAACUCACUCUCUGGGACAUUACCCUCCGGGAUACGUAAUCUCACUGAUUUAACCAUGUUAAAUUUAGCUCAAAACCAUUUAUCCGGUGAAAUCUCAGGGGAUCUCCCACGGAAUAUCAAGUAUCUUGAUCUUUCUUGGAACUCAUUUUCUGGUUCAGUUCCUACAAGCAUUGCCAAUUUAUCUCAGCUCCAACUCAUUAAUCUCUCGUAUAACCGGUUUUCCGGUGAGAUUCCUGCUAGUUUUGGUGAGCUUCAACAGCUUCAAUAUCUCUGGCUUGAUUAUAAUGCUUUAGAAGGGACAUUACCUUCUGCUUUAGCCAACUGCUCUUCACUUAUUCAUUUUAGUGCUGAGGGCAAUUUGCUUGGUGGGGUUAUCCCAGCAGCCAUUGGAGCUCUUCCUAUGCUUCAAGUUGUUUCACUUUCUCAUAACAAUCUCUCAGGAACGGUGCCUGUUUCUUUGUUCUGUAAUGUCACUGUUUACCCGCCUUCCAUUCGGAUUGUUCAGUUGGGGUUUAAUUUGUUUAGUCUUGUAGUUGGUCCCGAAUCAGAGAAAUGUUAUAGUGUUGUACAGGUUUUGGAUCUUUCUGAGAAUCGGAUUGGUGGGGUCUUUCCCUCAUGGCUAAGGCGUGUAACAACUUUAACAAUGUUGGAUGUUUCUGGCAAUUUGUUUUCAGGUGAGAUUCCUGUUCAGGUUGGGAAUUUGUCUAGAUUGGAGGAGCUGAAAAUGGCUAAUAAUUCUUUUACUGGUGUGGUUCCCAUUGAGAUUAAGCAAUGUGGUUCGUUGCAUGUUCUUGAUCUUGAAGGAAAUCGGUUUUCUGGUGAAAUCCCUGCUUUUUUAGGUUACAUGACUGGUUUAAAAGUGCUGUCUCUUGGGAGAAACCUGUUUUCAGGUUUGUUUCCGGCUAGUUUUCGUAAUCUCAUCGAGCUUGAAACCUUGAAUUUGGCACAUAAUAACUUGACUGGAAGCUUGCCGGAGGAGAUAAUGGGAUUGAGCAAUUUGAGUACGUUGGACUUAAGUGGGAACAAGUUUUAUGGUGAGAUUCCUGCAAGCAUUGGGAACUUGAGUAGGAUUGUUGUUUUGAAUCUAAGUGCUAAUUGGUUUUCGGGAAAGAUGCCAGCAAGUUUGGGCAAUUUGUUCAAGCUGACUACACUUGAUUUAAGCAAGCAGAACCUCUCUGGUGAGUUGCCGAUUGAGCUUUCUGGUUUACCGAAUCUUCAAGUGAUUGCUUUGCAAGAAAAUAUGUUAUCUGGGGAAAUUCCUGCAGGGAUUGGUAGUUUGAUGAGUUUGCAUUAUGUGAAUCUCAGUUCCAAUUCAUUUUCUGGUUAUAUACCGGAAACUUUUGGCUUUCUUCAUUCAUUAGACGCUCUUUCGUUGUCUGAUAAUCACCUAACUGGGGUGAUCCCCCCUGAGCUUGGGAACUGCACAGAGCUUGAAGUUCUCGAGCUCAAAUCAAAUUCUUUGACAGGUCACAUUCCUACCGAUCUCUCUCACCUUCCACAGUUGAAUGUGCUAUAUUUGGGUGGUAACAAUUUAACAGGAGAAAUCCCGGGGGAUAUUUCCAAAUGCUCGUCACUGACUGCUUUGCUUCUCGAUGCUAACCAGCUUUCUGGAAGCAUACCGGAUACUCUUUCCAAGUUAUUAAAUCUCACCAUGCUUGAUCUUUCGUCAAAUAACUUGAGCGGAUGGAUUCCUUCCGAUCUCGGUCUUGUUUUAGCAUUGGUCUACUUCAAUGUCUCAAGGAAUGGCCUAGCAGGAGAGAUUCCAGUUACUCUGGGUUCUAGAUUUGACAAUCCAUCUGCAUUCGCAGAAAACCGAGACUUAUGUGGAGAGCCAUUGGAUCGAAGGUGCGAGGAUGCAACCAAAAAGAGCAGGAGGAAAAGGUUCAAUGUGUUGAUUGUUGUGGUAGUAUGUGCUGCUUGUCUCUUGUCAACAUGUUGUUUCUAUGUCUUCAGUCUAUUGAGGUGGCGCAAGAAGCUUAAAGCAGCCACCGGGGAGAAGAAAAGGAGCCCUACAAGGGCUAGUUCCGGAGCAAGUGGUGGCCGUGGCAGCACUGAUAAUGGGCGGCCAAAGCUUGUUAUGUUCAACAAUAAGAUCACACUCGCAGAGACGAUUGAAGCAACUAGCCAAUUUGCUGAAGAGAACGUGCUUAGCAGAAGCCGGUAUGGUUUAGUAUUCAAGGCUUGUUACAAUGACGGAAUGGUGCUCUCUAUUCGCCUCCUGCCAGAUGGGUCCCUUGACGAAAACAUGUUUAGGAAAGAAGCUGACUAUUUAGGCAAAUUGAAGCACCUGAACUUAACCGUUCUCCGUGGCUACUAUGCAGGGCCACCGGACUUAAGGCUGCUGGUUUACGAUUACAUGCCGAAUGGAAGCCUUGCAACACUCCUCCAAGAAGCAUCCCACCAAGAUGGUCAUGUCCUAAAUUGGCCAAUGCGCCACCUAAUAGCUCUAGGCAUUUCCCGCGGACUAGCCUUUCUACACACAUCCAACAUGGUGCACGGAGAUGUCAAGCCCCAAAACGUGCUAUUCGACGCCGAUUUCGAAGCACACUUAUCAGACUUCGGCUUGGAUCGUCUCGCAAUUGCAACUCAGACCGAAGCUUCAACUUCAACUUCUGUUGGUACAUUAGGGUAUGUUUCCCCAGAGGCAGUUGUAAGAGGGGAAGGCAGCAAAGAAUCAGAUGUGUACAGCUUUGGCAUUGUGAUGCUUGAACUACUGACAGGGAAGAGACCAAUUAUGUUCAGGGACGAUGAAGACAUUGUUAAAUGGGUGAAGAAGCAUCUUCAGAGAGGCCAAAUCAUAGAACUUUUAGAACCAGGGCUACUUGAGCUUGACCCCGAAGCGUCGGAAUGGGAAGAAUUUCUGCUAGGAAUCAAAGUUGGGUUACUUUGCACGGCUCCGGAUCCCGUUGAUCGGCCAACAAUGUCGGAUAUCGUGUUCAUGCUUGAAGGUUGUCGUGUGGCUCAUGAUAUUCCCUCAUCGGCCGAUCCAACGUCGCAGCCUUCACCGGCAUAA
Hibiscus syriacus is the source of this 3713-nucleotide messenger RNA. Its product is annotated as probable LRR receptor-like serine/threonine-protein kinase At4g36180. Gene Ontology annotation, molecular function: receptor serine/threonine kinase binding; protein kinase activity; ATP binding. Lineage: Eukaryota; Viridiplantae; Streptophyta; Magnoliopsida; Malvales; Malvaceae. The record is from RefSeq and is a predicted model, not a curated record. Gene Ontology annotation, biological process: protein phosphorylation. The coding region runs from base 330 to 3713 and encodes 1127 amino acids. The transcript has a single exon.